UUCUCCCUAUCUCACACCAUUCUACGUACUUCUUUAUGUAUUUCAUUAAGCAUAAAUUGCGGGUUUUCGCUUGCUUUAGUUAACUCGUUAUGGCCACUCCUUCCCUACUCUGUCUAGUGAUAACAAUUAUUCUUGGCCAAUGUGCCACCGCUGCCAUUCUUUCCUCAAAGCUGAUUCACAGAUUCUCCCACGAAGUCAAAACGCUUAGGGUUUCAAAAGGUAUGGAGGAAUUACCCCAUCAUUGGCCGUCGACCAGGAAUUUGGAGUAUUAUCGCUUGCUUCUAGACAGUGAUGUCCAUAGGCAGAAAAUGAAGCUGGGUCCUCAGUAUCAACUACUAUUCCCGUCCGAAGGAAGCAAGACAAUGUCUUUUGGCAACGAUCUCGCUUGGUUGCAUUACACUUGGGUCAAUAUAGGGACACCGAGUGUCUCUUUUCUUGUUGCACUGGAUACUGGGACUGAUCUGUUCUGGGUACCCUGUAAUUGUGUUCAGUGUGCUCGUCUGUCAGCUGGUUAUUAUACUAGUCUUCUGGAUAAGGAUCUAAACGAGUAUAAUCCAACCGGAUCAAGUACCAGCAAAGUUCUCAAUUGCAGUCAUCAGUUGUGUGAAAUUGAUCGUUCAAAUUGCAAAAGUCCAAAAACUUGUCCUUAUACAGUUCAAUACUUCUCUGAAGACACGAUUAGCUCAGGAGUUUUAGUCGAAGAUAUACUGCAUCUUGAUUCUGAUGAAGAUGAUUCAAGCAAUGUCUCUGUCAAGGUUCCUGUUAUCAUAGGUUGUGGGAGAAAACAGAGCGGUGGAUUCUUGGAAGGAGCUGCUCCUGAUGGACUUCUCGGGCUUGGACUAGGAAAUAUUUCAGUCCCGAGUUUGCUAUAUGGAUCGGGAAUGGUUCGCAAUUCUUUUUCUGUUUGUUUUAACGCUGAUAAUUCAGGAACUAUCUUCUUUGGGGACCAGGGACCUUCUUCCCAGCAAAUCACUAGUUUCCUGCCAUGGGAUGAAAAAUAUUUAACCUACAUUGUUGCGGUUGAGGAUUGCUGUAUUGGGGGUUCUUGUCUUGUCAAGACAGACUUCAAAGCAGUGGUUGACACUGGAACAUCAUUUACAUUUCUUCCACAGGAAAUGUAUGAGAAAGUUGCCAAAGAGUUUGAUGAACAAAUAAAUGCCACAGCAACAAGCUUUGGAGAAUCUCCUUGGAAGUAUUGCUACAAAUCAAGUUAUGAAGAAACACCCAAGAUUCCUAAAGUGACAUUCAAAUUUGCAUCCAAUAGUAGCUUAGUAAUUCGUAAUCCAGCUUUUUUUAUACACGAUAAUGAGGUACUAGUUGGUUUCUGUUUAGCUAUACAGCCCGCAGAGCUGGAUAAAGCGAUUAUUGGACAGAACUUCUUGACUGGUUACCGGUUAGUGUUCGAUAGGGAGAAUCUGAAGCUGGGAUGGUCUCUUUCUGAUUGUAAAUGUGUUGAUUGUGACGAUAAGAACAUGCCCUUGAAUCCAAAAGAUGGAAACCCUACCCCAUUGCCUACUAAUAGUGAGCAACAGAGUGCUCCAGGAGGAGGGCGUGCAACUGCACCCGUUGAAGCUGGGAAGACGCCAACAAAGUCAUCUUCCUCAUCUGCAUCAACCACGAAUCCACGACGACAAUACUCAUGGUUUUCGAUGAUGGCGAUGGUGAUGGUACUACUUCUACCUUUAUCUUUGCAUCUCGAAAACUGAGAAUUAGGCACUUUGUGUCAAUUUUCUUUGGUGUUUUCUGUCCAUUUUGUUAUUUUACCACUAAUAAUAAUUCAUUUUUUUUCCAUUUCGAACACCAAUAGAUAGACGCCAUAAAGUAAAAUCUCAUUUAAUCA
Impatiens glandulifera is the source of this 1840-nucleotide messenger RNA. RefSeq names its product aspartic proteinase-like protein 1. Lineage: Eukaryota; Viridiplantae; Streptophyta; Magnoliopsida; Ericales; Balsaminaceae. The record is from RefSeq and is a predicted model, not a curated record. The transcript has 9 exons. Gene Ontology annotation, biological process: proteolysis. The coding region runs from base 90 to 1706 and encodes 538 amino acids. Gene Ontology annotation, molecular function: aspartic-type endopeptidase activity.